Liolophura sinensis is the source of this 1930-nucleotide messenger RNA. Its product is annotated as sorting nexin-24-like. The record is from RefSeq and is a predicted model, not a curated record. The transcript has 6 exons. Gene Ontology annotation, molecular function: phosphatidylinositol phosphate binding. Bases 1 to 444 code for a protein of 147 amino acids. Lineage: Eukaryota; Metazoa; Mollusca; Polyplacophora; Chitonida; Chitonidae.
AUGAAUGCUUGGGUGUUUUGUGUGGAAGUUUGUGUCUCAGGAAGAGUUCACACUGUGGAGAAAAGAUACACAGAGUUUGAGGAACUCCAUAAACAGUUGAAGAAAAUUGAAAAAACACCAGAAUUCCCUCCAAAGAAGAUUAUGAAAUGGAAUCAUAAAGUUUUAGAACACCGACGUGUGGCUCUGCAGAAAUAUCUACAGGGAGUCAUGGACUCUGAGAGCAUUCCAAAGUGUUAUCUAAAGUUUUUAGAAAUCAGCAUGCCAGCAUUUUCUGCAAGCUUUGACUCACUAGAUGACUUAAAUCUCAGCUCAACUGUUGUCCAUCAGCCUGUGGUGUCUUUUGUGGGAGAAGCAUUUUUACAAGACAAUUCCAGAAGUAGCUUACCGGACAUCAUUGUACAGGGUGUGAAUCGUGGGCUGUAUUCAUACCCUGAUGAUGUGUAGUCCAGAUCUCAGAUAUUGUCACAGUACAAGUCAAUUUUUUGUUAGUGUUUGGAAAUCUCUCCCAGACAGAGAACAAAUCAAGCAUCCUGUUGUCAACUUUCAGUGAAGGAGCUAUCAACAAUCUGAUUCCACUUUUAAUUUUGUCUGUUAGAAAUUAUUUUUUAAAAUUUUACCUAAUAUUUUUUCCAAAGAGAAUUUAUGGCAAUAUUGAUAUUGGAAUUCAUAGUUCUUUGAUGAUAUUUUAGAACAAAGUCAAUUUUAUUGCUAUUAUUUAUAAUGCUUUAAUUUUUUUCACUCAGAUAUUUUUCAAUUAUGGUGAUACCAUUCAUGUUUUUCAUGGCACGAAAUACUCAGAAAUGUAUGUAUGUAUGUUACUCAUUUUUGAAUCUGCCCUGGUCAUAUAUAUGAAAUAUACUUGAGUAUGAAGUAGAACACAAAUGAAAUAAAUGAAUAAAUAAAUAAACACUUUUAAAUCUAAUUACAGUUAUAUCAUUUUAACCUGUUUUGAACACAGAACUUGAAAAAGGAAAUUUCCUCCUUAUCAACUCAAAUUUUGUGCAUUAUUAUUUUGGUGUUUCCUCCCACCAUAAUGCUGGCCGCCGUCACAUAAGUGAAAUAUUCCUAAGUAUGGCGUAAAACACCACUCAAAUAAAUAAAUAAAUCCUUAAUUACACACUACUUGUAUAUGUGUGUAUUUUAGAUGAGGUAGCAAGUUUGUCACGCAUGUAUAAAUUAUAGCUUAACAUUAUCUAUUCAGAAAAAAAUAGAAUAGUAACAGUUCGGGGAUAGACUAAAGGUGAAGUUGGCCAUCCAGCUUUUUUGGUCUUUGUUUGGUAACUGUACAAUUUUCCAGGUGUGUUUAUUAUAAAUGAUUAAAUUUGCUCAUCUGUUUAAUACAAGAAACAGAUGUAUACGUAUACAUUUUACCAAUUACAAAAAAAAUUUCUCAUUUACAACAAAUUUGACAGGGUGAAAGGUCCACAAAAGAUAUUCCUUUUUUGUUGUUUUAAGCUUUAUGUGGAUGAAUGUGUAUCUCUGGUUUACAAAAGCAUUUUUCAAACCAGCGGUAGGCCUAUUAUUUUAGUCAGGUUUAUUAACACACUGUAUUUCACCUGUAUUUUGGCAUGUAAAAAAUAGGCUUUCAGAUGUUCAUAUGGGCGUUAAGAUAAUACUUUUGAUGCCAAUUCUUAAGUUUUUCUAAUAAGAAAUUAAUCAAACUCCUAAGUGGGGUAAUAUGGUGAAUGAAGCAGAACGUGACAGUUGAAGUAUGCCAAACUUUAGAAUAAAUGCAGUGACUACUUUCACAAUAGGUUUAUAGUAUGGUUAAAGCGUACACUGUUUCCUAAAGCGUAAAGUAUAAAUGCAAAUUUUAUAGUUACUACCUGGACGUUACAGAUUUGUUCACUGUGUCAUACCUUGCCCUAAACUUUGUCUUGGCAAAACAUUGAGAACUUGUUCAAAAGAUAUUGUUGUGGUUUAUAAAAAC